AUGAAGAUAUUAUCAUACCUAGUAGUGGAGAUAAUAGUAUUAAAUUUUGUAUGAAUUAGAAAGAAUGGAUAUGUUCAUAAACUAUCACAGCUCAUACAGGUUCUGUAUAUGGAUUGAGUAUGAAUGAUACAUAGAAUAGAGUGAUUUCUUGUGGAUUAGAUUAGUUAAUAUUUACUCAUAAUAAGAUUAAAAAUGGAAUAUAAUAUAAAAGAUAAAUGUUGAUAGUAUUGUUGUAGAAUAUGUUUUACAAUGAUAAAAUAUUUACAUUUUAACCUAUUUCUAAAGAAUAGAUGCAAGUUUAUAAAAUGGGUAUUAUUUAUAAAUAGUUUUCAAAGGUAAAAGGUUUUAUUGUUAGAUCAGGAUCUACAAGUGAUUGUUACUUAUUUCCUUCAUAAUAUAUAAAGUAAAAAUGUAUGGUUGUGAAUAAGAAGGGCUAUAAUGUUAAUUUGAUAAGGAAGUAGGAAAAUGAAGAUUUUAUAAUUGAAUAAUCUAUCGAUUUCGAAACAUUUAAUUUAUUUGGAUCAAUUAGUGAAGAUGGAGAAUAUUUGGUUACAUGGGAUGAUAAAUAAAAAGAAAUUUAAAUUAGAAAAUAUUAAGAAAAAUGA
Paramecium sonneborni is the source of this 605-nucleotide messenger RNA. Lineage: Eukaryota; Ciliophora; Oligohymenophorea; Peniculida; Parameciidae. The record is from the annotation of a GenBank genome assembly.